CGCGGGGCUCUGGCCGGGGGUUGGGCAGGCGCUGGGGGGAUACCCUGGGGGGCUUGUCGUCCGGGCCACCGCUUUCAGGUCUUCCGAGGUGAGGCCUGUUCUCUGCGGCAGACAUUCACGUUUCAUUCCGCCACACCCGGGAACGGUGAUCCGGAAGCAUGGGCAUCCGGGAGAAGUACUCGCAAAACUAGCCUCCUAGAAGAGCUCGGGAAUAGGAUGAGUGAUAAUCCAUCCAGAAUGGAAGUGUGCCCUUAUUGUAAGAAGCCAUUUAAACGAUUAAAAUCCCACUUGCCAUACUGUAAGAUGAUAGGACCAACCAUACCUACUGAACAAAAAGUUUAUCAGUCCAAGCCUACUUCACUCCCACAUGCUAAAAAAAUGAAAGGGCCAAUCAAAGUUGCUGUAAUUAAAGCUAAAGGGAAAGAGUUAGAGAAAGAGAAUGAAGAAAGAAAUUCUAAGUUGAUGAUGGACAAACCAGAACAGACAGUGAAGUCCUUUCCACUACCUGUUGUUGGUUUGGGAAGAGCAACUACAGAGGCAGAUAAAGACGGCAAGAAUCCAACCCAACCAUCCUUCAAAAUGCCAAAAAAUGCUAAGCCGAAGACUGCUUUCCAAGAAGAAACCAAGGCUCAGUUUUAUGCAGCAGAGAACACCUCUCCUAAAAGACAACUUGCAACAGAUCUGCCUGAAUCAGGAGAAAGUCAAUGUCAUCCUUCAGAAGCUGGAGCAUCUUUACUGGUUGGCUCAAUAGAACCUUCUUUGUCAAAUCAAGAUAGAAAAUAUUCCUCAACUAUACCUAAUCAUAUACAAACUACCUCUUGUGAUCUGCUAUUGGACAAAAUUGAUCCCCAAAGACAGGAACUUCUAGUAAAAUUACUAGACGGGCCCACUGAGGAUUGUCAUAGUUCUCCGAAGAACGUCAGUGAUGGGGUUAAAAGGGUAAGAACAUCAUUGUCAAGCAAUAAGAGAGAUUCCAAAGGCAGGGAUCACCUCUCAGGAGUCCCUGCUGAUGUUCGAGUCACUGAGACUCCAGAAAAGAACACAGAAUCACUCAUUUUAAGCCUUAAAAUGAGCUCAUUAGGUAAAAUCCAAGUCAUGGAGAACCAAGAGAAAGGACUUACGCUUGGAGCAGAGAUGUGUGGGAGCAAAAAAAAUGCAGAGAAAAGUGUGUCCGCAACAGAAAAGCAGGAAUGGACUGCCUUAAGCCAUGGCUCUGAGAACUUCAGCACCAAGGAUUCAGCCACAGGAAAGAAGUCUCAAGGUGAAGGACCACAUUUCAGUUUGUUCAUUCCAAGGGAGACAACUUACGAGUUUCAUUCUGUAUCACAGCCAAGUGGUCAAAGUCUUGCUUCUCUAGCUACAAAAUUUCUUCAAGAAGAGAAAGCAGAAGCCUGGAGUCAUAAUCAUGUUCCUGGUGUCAAGGCAUUAAUGGAGAGUCCUGAGGGACAGGUGUCUCUGGAGCCCAAAUCAGUCCGUCAGUUCCAAGCAUCACGCACUGGGUGCCAGAGCCCUUUACAUUCAACCGAGCAUCACACUCCUCAGAGUCCCUUCACCAAUCAUGCUGCAGCUGCUGGCAGGAAGCCCCUUCCUAGCUGCAUGGGGCUGGAGUGGUUUCCAGAGCUCUAUCCUGGUUACCUUGGACUGGGGGUGUUGCCAGGGAAGCCUCAGUAUUGGAAUGCAGUGUCCCAGAAGCCACAACUUACCAGUCCACAGGGGAAAACACUCUCACAAGUUUCUUUGUUGGAAAGAAGCUCGACUCAUAUGAGGAAUUUGGAACCCCCUACCGGACUUACAACCUUCAGUUUCUCUCUAAUGAGGUUCUUGGGAGCUGUACAAAAAGGCUGGAUCAGGUGCAACACCACCAUAAGGAAGAGUGGAGUGGGCAGCAUCACGAUGCUCUUCACUGGGUACUUCAUCCUGUGUUGUAGCUGGAGUUUCAGGCGUCUGAAAAAACUGUGCCAACCCCUGCCCUGGAAGAGUACGGCACCUCCGUGUGUUGGCGUGGCGAAGACGACUGGGGAGCGCCGCUCAAAAACAUGUUUGGAUUAGGAAGCGCGUUUAAGUAGGAGAAGCUUUUCGUGACUUGUCUCUAGUGCCUUUGUGCCCGGCGUUGCCCACUGAAUUCACGUGACACCGAAGUGUAGUGUUAGCAUAAAGGGAUAGCUUGUCAGACAUCGGGUUUUUAUCAAGAACUUUUGUUAUCACUGCUAUAAACUAGUAUCACUUGUCAUAAUCAGAAUGCUAAAACAUAAUGAAAAAGUUGAACUUAGUCACAGUAUUUUAUAUCCCUGAAAAUAAAUUCCUUAAUGAGAAUAGAACUAUUUAAUGAUCCAUCAGUCCUAAAAAGAUAUCUGCCUCAUAUUGCUAAGUUUAAGACAAAGGUGAGAUCCUGUAUUAAUCAUUGGUAAGUGCCAAGAAUUCUAACUCACAUACAGUAGGAAACAAAAACUCUCAACUGACUUUGAAUUACAUACUGAGAAUCCACAAAUAAAGUAGUGUGAGUAACUUUCAAGGAGCCAUAGGAAACAUCUCCACAUUCUGGAGUUACUGGAAAUGUUGACCAAGUAAUGCAGGGAAAGGCUUCUCUCUGCUCAUUGCUGCCAUCUAGGUUGGGAAAAUAAUCGAAGAUGUUUUAUCAAAUCCUUCAAGAAUCUCUCACAAUGUUCAGAAUAGUUAAAGAGCAUUGUCAAGGUAAACUAUAGCCACUUGAUUCUUUUCUGAGAUUUAGAUCUAAACAAAGCCAGCAUGAUCAGGGAGUAUACCUCACAGCUCUAGUGUGCAAUACUGAUGUAAACUUGCCUUGUGAAGAUACGUGUUUCAUUCAUACAUGCAAAAUUCCUGCAAGUUCAUUUGCACAGCCAGUUCCAAUCACAUAUGUGAUCACCAGAUUAAAAGCUUCAUCCAGAAAGACAAGAUUCUUCAAAACGAAUAGUGGACAAGACUGCUGCCUGCAGAAUCCGGUGCGCCUCAGGUGUGAGGUGGGAUGACUGCUCAUCUCUUAACAGAGCCAAAGAAUUAAAAGAAUACCUCUAACACGACUUACCAUUUUAAACAGCCUUAGAAGUUCCAUCUGUUAAUAUCAUGCUGCAUGAGGACGGGGUAAAAUUCAUGUUCUGUCCUGUCCAUGGCAUUGGUGAGAGCCCCCUAGGUAAGCAGCAAUGCUUCGAUCUUGCUUCCAGGCAGCAGCUUGAGUUCCCAAGUCUUCCUGCAAGGUGUAUGAAAAUGCAGCAUGAGAAUCUGUACAUGUAAUCCAUAUUCAUCUUCCCAUCCAUCACACAGAAGAGGCGUGGUGAUACCCAGUCUCCUCCAUGCUUAAGACAUAUUUGAAGGUUCUGUUGUUAAAAGCUGGAAAUAUUUGUGGGCAUACCUGAACACCCCAGCUGUAACUCACACGUGGUGUAUGUAAGUGGAUUAACAUUGAGGCUGCCUAGUUUAAUCCUGAAUAAUAGUAUCUGAAAGACUGCGUUUAUUUGGGAAUGUGUAGUUUUUCUAAUACACAUUAAAAUUUAGCUAUUAAAAAUCAUUUUGUUUUAUUAGCAGACAUUUAUAGGGAACCUACAUACUAUUACCACCACUCUUCAUAAUAAAAAUAUUUGUAAAAUAUAA
This is a messenger RNA of Cebus imitator (Panamanian white-faced capuchin), 3606 nucleotides long. It is a transcript of the gene MTNAP1, whose product is annotated as chromosome unknown C17orf80 homolog. The record is from RefSeq and is a predicted model, not a curated record. Lineage: Eukaryota; Metazoa; Chordata; Mammalia; Primates; Cebidae. Bases 217 to 2049 code for a protein of 610 amino acids. The transcript is spliced from 6 exons.